Molecule: messenger RNA, 1564 nt
Organism: Cydia splendana
Lineage: Eukaryota; Metazoa; Arthropoda; Insecta; Lepidoptera; Tortricidae
Product: zinc finger protein 33B-like
Exons: 6
Coding region: 19-1551 (510 amino acids)
Biological process (GO): regulation of DNA-templated transcription
Cellular component (GO): nucleus
Molecular function (GO): DNA-binding transcription factor activity, RNA polymerase II-specific; zinc ion binding; RNA polymerase II cis-regulatory region sequence-specific DNA binding
Source: RefSeq, a predicted model, not a curated record
AACAAAAACCGUUUUAUAAUGACCUCAAAUAAAGAAAGAAGCAUGGAUUGGAAGCCUUCGCCGAAUAUCUGCAGGUGCUGCCUCACUGACGGAUGUUACAAGAAUAUUUCAUCUGCUUACUAUUUCUCUGGCGAAAAGGAAGUUUACGAAGAAAUGCUGAAAGAAACUCUCGAUAUACAGAUUUCUGACCAGAAUGGUGCUAGUACACUUAUUUGUGAAGGCUGCAUUAUUCGCCUUCGAGACGCGCGUGCCUUCAAGCAAACUGUACUCCAGAGUGAAGCCACACUCAGUCAGUAUUACACAUUGGAACAUGAUGAAGAUGUCAUCAUGGAACCAAACCUAAAGUUGUCAGACGUGAAGGCGGAACCGUUACCACUAGAUGCAGAGGGUGUCAGCGAUGGAUAUCCAGAUGGUGCGAGUUUCGAUGAUGAUGAGAUCCUCGCCAACAUAAAACUGGAGCUCACGAAAGACGCGAGUUUAGAAGACGGCGCCAGGAAACCCGCGAGACUCAAACGGAAAACGAAGACGAAGAAAAACAGAACUAAACACGAGAAUGCAGACUCGGAUCAGGACAAGUGGAGGGCGCUAGCGGACCGGCGCGGUACCGGGCCGCUGCUGCGAGAGAACUCGCUCAAGCUACUGGCCAACUCGACGGUGUCCGUGUUCCAGUGGAACAAGAGCUGGUACCGCUGCUUCUGCUGCAAAGAGCCAUUCCCCGACAUGGCCGGCCUCAAACACCACACACACACCUCGCACACUCUAGAACACAUCAAGAAGAAGAUCAUCCUACAGCAGAACCGACUAGUCAAGGUCGAAGUCACCGACUUGUGCUGCAAAAUAUGCCAAAAACCUGUAGAAAACUUGCCAAAAUUAAAACUACAUUUAGAAGAACAUGACAUCAAAAUUGAAGGCGAAGAUUUACUUGUACCAUUCAAAAUUGAAGAUAAUUUAAAAUGUCAGAUAUGCUCAGAGAAUUUUUCAGUUUUUAGACUAUUGAAUAUGCAUAUGAAUAAACAUUUUCAAAAGCAAGUUUGUCAUAUAUGUGGUGCGGCGUUUUCUAAUCUAGUAUUUUUAAAUUUGCAUAAAACAAGGUCUCAUAGACCGUUCCGUUGCAAGCAUUGUAACGAAAUAUUUUCGAAUAAAAUAGAUAAAAAACAUCACGAGAUGUCAGUGCAUAAUAUUAAGUAUGAAAGGAAAUUACGCUUCCCGUGUCCAUAUUGUGAGGAGAGAUUUUUUCAAGAAAAUUUCAAAGUUUUACAUAUGGUGGAGAAACACGGUUUAAGAAAACCUGAGCAUAAGUGUUUGGUGUGUGAGAAAUCGUUUGUGACGCGAAGUCUGUGUAAUAAUCAUAUGAAAAACGUUCAUAUGAAGGAGAAGAAUCAUGAGUGUGAUGUGUGUCAUAACCUGUUUUAUACGAAGUCGGAUGUGACGCGGCAUAGAGUGACGCAUACUGGGGAGAAGCGGUUUUCGUGUACUUUAUGUAGUAACCCGUUUGCGACUAAGGAUUCUUUGAGAAGGCAUAUGAAAAGGACGCAUGUUGGUUUGCAUUAAACUGUUGAAGUUA